Molecule: messenger RNA, 1534 nt
Organism: Pocillopora damicornis (cauliflower coral)
Lineage: Eukaryota; Metazoa; Cnidaria; Anthozoa; Scleractinia; Pocilloporidae
Molecular function (GO): calcium ion binding
Source: RefSeq, a predicted model, not a curated record
AUGGAUACUUCAAGCGAAAAAAAUCCAGAAUCGCAAGAGAAUAUUCUUCUCAGGAUACCCGUGCUUUCGAGCUAUGCGGAGGGCCUAGAAAGCCAUGUUCGAGAGCGAUAUUUAAAGAAAAUUUCUGUGGUCGGUGUCGAUCCAGCAGCCAUUCCAAAGGAGCAGUUCCACUCAGAAUGUUUGCCCCCGAUUGAAGUCUCGGACCUUCUUUCCUAUUUAGUUCAAGCGAAGCAAGUGGUGUCUGGCUUCGUAAACUCGGUUCAAGGAGCAGAGAUUCUCAACAAGAUUGUUGUUGUGGCGAAGGUGAAACAUUUGCAACGGAUGAACGAUCCUCUGAUAGACAUUUGGAUCAUCGCAGAAAGUGAUGAUUCUGACGAAUGUAAUGCCUCAGUUAGCGUUUGCGAUGUGAACGCUGACUGCAAAAACACUCUGGGAUCGUAUCGCUGCUCUUGCAGAGCUGGGUUUUCUGGAAAUGGACGUAGCUGCAAAGCUGGAGGAGGGGGAGGAAGUUUUGUUUAUACUACAGCUGAUGUUCUGUUGCUUGCUGCCGGAGGAGGAGGAGGUGCAUCGAGUGGAUAUAAUGGUGUGGAUGGUCAGGCGGAAUCAAAUGGUACCAGUAGUGUAGGGCAGGUUUCGUCACAAGUUCGAAAUGGAGGCACAGGUGGGCAGCCAGGUGAAUGCAACAGUGAGGGCGCUAGCUAUCAUGGAGGAGUGGGAGCGGGUUGGUUUGGUCAAGGUUGUACCCGACUAAGCUUCUCCGAUGGGGAAAGAGGUGGAUCACGCGCUGAAGGCUGGAUCGGAGGUCAAGCCGGAGGUAUGAAUAGCGGUAAUAACGGGGGCCCUCCACCAGGAGCAGUUGGUGGGUUUGGUGGUGGGGGAGGUGGAUCAGAGGAUAAUGGUGCAUCAGGCGGAGGUGGUGGGUACUCUGGGGGAGGUAGCGGUACCCAUGCGAAACAAGCCGGAGGUGGAGGAGGCUCGUACUGUAAUGGCCAAGAUUGUUCCAGUUUGACUGGUGGGAACUCGAAUGAUGAUGGCCUUGUGCAAAUUACAGAAUUGUUGGGCUGAUUCCAAGACAUAUCUUGAAUAUUACAGUUGUUUUUCAAAAACGGAUUUUCUAUAUUACUAGAAAAAGUAGUUGUGGUGGUAACUGCAGAAGUUUUAUGUACAUUCAAAUCCCUUGUUCCUUUUUUCAGUAUGAGAUGAUAAGAAUGCUCUUCCUCCGGCUAGGUAUUAAAAAGGUCACCGUCUAGGAUCAUGAUAUUUAACACCCCAACCCUUAACAUCCUGAGAUUUGAUAAAACUUUUUAAAAGUUUACUUGUAAGAGUGUGUUCAAAAACCUUUAUAGAGUUAAUAAUUUGAAGGGAACUGUCCAAUGAGUUCCAUUUAUUAACUAUCCUUUUAUAGAAAGUUCUUUUUUUAAUAGUAAGCACUUCAGAACUGGUCCCGAGUAAAACAAAAGGAACGCUUCACAGUAGGUACAGUCGUCUAAUAAUUUGUUUUAUCACUUAAACUGCGGUGUUCUCAGGGAUUUCC